Molecule: messenger RNA, 3492 nt
Organism: Eleginops maclovinus (Patagonian blennie)
Lineage: Eukaryota; Metazoa; Chordata; Actinopteri; Perciformes; Eleginopidae
Product: homocysteine-responsive endoplasmic reticulum-resident ubiquitin-like domain member 2 protein
Exons: 9
Coding region: 313-1467 (384 amino acids)
Biological process (GO): endoplasmic reticulum unfolded protein response
Molecular function (GO): protein binding
Source: RefSeq, a predicted model, not a curated record
GCGGUAAUGCGCAACUAACAUUGAAUGUCGACAACACCCUGAACUCACCGAAGAAGAAGACAGCACCCAGCUUCAGGGCUGAGAAACAGGAGUCGAGUCUGAGAAUCGGUCACUGGGUGUAAAUGAGGUCCCAGCUGUGUGCCGUUUGAACACAAUUGCAGAAAACAACUUGGAGGUGCAGAUUAGCAACAUCAAGUUUUACAUUAAUCUUAAAGCACAUGACGAUGUCAGAUACUACACACUACACACACUAUUAGGAGGACUGUAUCCAGAUCCUUUUUGUUUCAAAUCGGAGACAAAUGGUUUUGAGUCAUGGAGCAAGGUGUUGUCGACAGUCCUGUUAUCCUUGUCAUCAAAGCACCCAACCAGAAGUACGAUGACCAGACCAUCAACUGUUACCAGAACUGGACUGUGGAGAAACUCAAAGCACACCUGUCAGAUGUAUACCCCAGCAAACCGAGCUCCAAAGACCAGAGGCUGGUGUAUUCUGGAAAGCUGCUUUUGGAUCACUUUACCUUAAAAGAUGUGCUCAGAAAGCAGGAUGAGUACCAUAUGCUCCAUCUGGUGUGCGCAUCACGAACCCCUCCCUGCUCUCCGAAGCCCCUCCGCAGCCGCGGUAAUAAGCCCCAGGAGAACCCGGCUGGUCCCACGCCCCUUCAAAACUCUACCAGUCCUCCCACUGGUCAGCAAAGCCAGUCCUCUACAGGAGAGAGCAGCGAUGGACUCACACAGAGAGCCGGACCCUUCCCUUACCACCAGAUGUAUCCUCAAUUUAUGCACAGCUGGAAUCAAUACUCCCCUCAGUCCACUCCCCCCACAAACAUGCCUGCUUAUUACAACCCCAUGACACUGAUGUGGUGGCAGCAGUUGUACGCCCGGCAAUACUACAUGCACUAUCAGUUCCUGGCAGCCUCCUCUCAACACCUCAGACCUGAUCAGCCCUCGACCCACUCUAACCAGCCCGACCCUCUGAGCCAGCGUGCUCAGGCAGAUCGCCGUGGCAACCCAGAAGUCCAGAUGAACGCCCAGGGAGGAGAGAUCCUGAACGAGGAGGAGCUGAACCGGGAUUGGCUGGACUGGGUGUACACAUUUUCACGUGCUGCCAUCCUGCUCAGUAUAGUCUACUUCUAUUCCUCCUUCAGCCGCUUUGUCAUGGUGAUGAUGGCCAUGCUAGUGCUGUACCUGCAUCAGGCCGGCUGGUUUCCCUUUAACCUGGAGAAUGAACUCCAGCUUCCUGGAGACAGAGCCAAUCAGGAAGAUAUGGAGGGAGAGCAACAGAACCAAGACUAUCCGGAAAUGGAUGGAGUGCUGGACGAUGGAUCGGACGAUGAUGGGGACAGUGGAGAGGAAGCAGCAGAGGAUCCAAACAGCGCCCCGCAGACGGGCUUUCUGUCCUCUACUUGGUCGUUCAUCAUCACCUUCUUCAUGUCUCUCAUCCCAGAGGGGCCGCCAAACGCUGCUAACUGAACCACGAGCCGCCACAGUUCUCCACAAGGGCACAUUCUUACUUUACAAAGGAGGAAGAGUAUCCUUACUGCUUAGGGAAACUGUUUCUGUUGCAGUAAAGUGUUAUGGUUUCCCAAUAGUGAUCUUUAACUACAUAUCUAAAACUCUGAGCCAAACAACAAAAGACUGAUUUAACCUGGAAAGAGAAAAAUGUCACUUCAUGUUUUGUUUUCUGGACGAACACUUUCAACUUUCAAAUGAUACAAACAUUUGUUUAACUGCUUUAUACAAGGAUUGCUAAUGACGCCUUGUAAUCAUAGUCAAAAUAAUAAUAGUGUCCACUAAUGUAUUGUCUCAGAUUUUUUUAUGAUAGCAGGCACAUUUAAAGUAAAUAUAGCAUUGCAGCAUUAGGCCUCAAAACCUGAGUCUGUCUUUAUUUCUUUUUCAAGAAGCUGCAAUAUUUGUUGAAAUAGUUGUUUGAAUUGUAAUUAUUUUUUGUUAUUCUGUUUUAUCUAAAUAAGAAAUGUUAUUUUAAAAAAGGGGCCACUAACCCUCUUAGUGAAUAACCCUGAGUCAUGUAGCGCCUGUGAUCAUUUACAUGGGUGGUCCUGGACUGAGAGUUCAUAAAAUGUGUCUCAAGACAUUGUUUACUGUGUUGAAAUGCACCUGAGUGAUGAUAGCUGCAGAAAUGUGAUUUUUUUACUCAAGUGAAACAAUGAACCACUAAUUUUAUGACUUCCUGAAAGAACCGAGUUAAAUUGAGGGAUGGAUAUUCCACUAGUGAUGGAAAAUCAAGCAGGACGGCGUUUGUUGGGAUUUAAAGUCACGUGGCAUAGAGCGAACAUAGACACUUUAAAUGGUCCUACUGUUAAAGAGAAGCACUGCCACGAUUCAGAGUUCCUGUAGGACAAAGCUCACACACCUUACGUGGGUGAAAUGGCUGCUGCUGUUAACAUGUUAACCAAUAAUAAUCAUGUUGAAUAAACCUUUCAUGGUAAUGUUAUCGUUUGGUUCUCCUGAUUCCCACUAAAUAAAACAUUUAAUUACAACAGCUGAUGUAAUUGUCCCGCGCCACAGAAAGCAUCAUAAAAAAACAACUAUUUAUCUGUUAAAUAGACUACAGUCUAUCAGUUGUAGCUCCUCUGUGAAGAACAUUAGAUAAUAUGCUAAUAAUGAAUGUUCUAUUUCAUCAUACUGAUUGGUAUUACAAGUCCUCAAACAGUGCACAACAACAAGCAAACAUUACAUUCAGGAUGGAUUACGCAUUCUUUUUAUUGUCCAAUAUUAUUCGUCUUGCCCUUACCUGCUGAAGGUUCUCCAUCAAAUAUAGUCUUCAGCAUAUCUAGACUUUACACUUCGUAUAGCAUUGAUAUUUAAGUGCACUGUUCUAAUAUCUGUAAAAUCACUUUUAAAAACCUGCAGAACGACAGGUGUUCUCACUUAUCGCGGCUGAGUAGACCUGCUUCUCGGGGCUACUUGGAAGUUUCCCACCCUAACAAGAUCACUACAACGUAAAGAGCAGCGAGGGAGAAGUCAAAUCAAACCCAAUCUGUACCUGCCCACAGGCCUGAGAGCAGCGCUAAUUAGUCCAUUAAAUGAAAACACCUGUAUGCCAGUGAGUGUAACCAAGGUUACUCAGAACAUUCAAAGGGCCAGUAGCACUCAGCUGAGACGUGGACGAUGGAUCUCUACUGCCACCUUUUGUACUCAGGAUAAACGUGUUACAAAUGGGACAGUCAGGAACCUACCCAAUAUGUGGAAAAUUAACCUUGUAACAUUUCUUUUUCAUCCUUGAGGACCGAAUCAAACCAUUUUCAAUAUUUAAGUUUUAAAGAUAACUUAUUUUGUUAUACAUAUAUUCACCUCAUUACUUCUUUCCUUUACAAUGCUGCUAUUUAUUGAUGUUGUAUGGAUGUUUACUUUAAUUGGGUUUUCUUUAACGUGUGCUUGCCUCUCUUCCAAUAUGGUUUUGCGUUUUUUUUUCUGCGCUGUCCCUUUGCUGUACAUUUCCCAGCUGUUGGACAAAUAAAGGACUUCUGAUUCAGA